Messenger RNA from Zalophus californianus (California sea lion), 2163 nucleotides. It is a transcript of the gene MAPK15, whose product is annotated as mitogen-activated protein kinase 15. The record is from RefSeq and is a predicted model, not a curated record. Gene Ontology annotation, molecular function: ATP binding; MAP kinase activity. The transcript has 13 exons. Gene Ontology annotation, cellular component: nucleus; cytoplasm. Bases 77 to 1741 code for a protein of 554 amino acids. Lineage: Eukaryota; Metazoa; Chordata; Mammalia; Carnivora; Otariidae. Gene Ontology annotation, biological process: protein phosphorylation; intracellular signal transduction.
UCGUCUCCAAGGCAACUGGGUUCAACAGUUCCAGCCCUGCCCGCGUCUGGAGGUCUACCGGCGCCCACCCGCCGGCAUGUGCGCUGCGGAGGUGGACCGCCACGUAGCCCAGCGAUACCUGCUCAAGCGGCGGCUGGGGAAGGGGGCCUAUGGCAUCGUGUGGAAGGCAGUGGAUAGGAGGACUGGCGAGGUCGUGGCCAUCAAGAAGAUCUUCGAUGCCUUUAGAGAUAAGACGGAUGCCCAGAGAACGUUCCGGGAAAUUAUGCUGCUCCAGGAACUUGGGGACCAUCCCAACAUCAUCCGCCUCCUGGAUGUGAUCCAGGCGGAGAAUGACAGGGACAUUUACCUGGUGUUUGAGUCUAUGGGCCCCCAGGCUGACCCACACGCUCCCCCAGACACUGACCUGAACGCCGUCAUCUGUAAGGGCAGGCUGCUGAAAGACAUCCACAAGCGCUACAUCAUCUACCAGCUCCUACGGGCCACCAAGUUCAUCCACUCAGGACGCGUCAUCCACCGGGACCAGAAGCCUUCCAACAUCCUCCUGGACUCCAGCUGCUUGGUGAAGCUCUGCGACUUUGGUCUUGCCCGCUCCCUCAGCGGCCUCCCUGAGGGGCCUGAGGGCCAGGCCCUGACAGAUUACGUGGCCACACGCUGGUACCGGGCUCCUGAGGUGCUGCUGUCCUCAAGCUGGUACACCCCUGGGGUGGACAUGUGGAGUCUGGGCUGCAUCCUGGGGGAGAUGCUUCGGGGGAGGCCCCUGUUCCCUGGCACCUCCACACUGCACCAGCUGGAGCUGAUCCUGGAGACCAUCCCACCGCCGUCCAAGGAGGACCUCCUGGCUCUUGGCUCAAGCUACAGUGCCUCUAUCCUGCCCUGCCUGGGGUCCCGGCCACGGCAGACGCUGGACACCCUCCUGCCGCCAGACACACCCCCGGAGGCGUUGGAUCUCCUCAGGGGACUCCUGGUAUUUAGCCCGGAGAAGCGGCUUAGCGCAGCCCAGGCACUGCAGCACCCCUACGUGCAGAGGUUCCACUGCCCGGCUCGUGAGUGGACACUGGAUUCGGCUGUGCGGCUCCCGGUGCUCGAAGGAGUUCAGCUCUCAGCCCCCGAGUAUCGCAGCCGCGUCUAUCAGGUGCUCUGGCCGCGACCACCACCGUCCCCCAACCACGCUCACCCUCAAGGCCGUCCCCUGCCUCAGCGACCCCCAGAACCCUUUACACCCGCGCCGUGCUCCUCUGAGCGCCCCUCCCUUCCCGCAGAUGAUCCUGGAGCGCAGGGGCAACAGCAGCAUCCCCAGAGAGAAGGGCCUGGGGGGCACACCCGCGGGGGCAGAGCCCAGUGCCCCCCGGCCCCAGGCGCACCUGCUCAAUCCCAGAGCCGUCCCUCAGCUGCCCCAGGGCUCCCCCACGCAGAACCCCGGACGCAGACGUCAGAGCAGCCCGGGUCACCAGUCCGCGCACGACAUUGCCUGCGGAGCCAAGAACCUUCCGCGGCGGAACUCGGCCCCCCUGCUCCAGCCUCCGCCCCCAGGAGGUCCCGGGAGAGGGGAGAGGCCCCCUGGGGCGACGGCGGAGGCCCCCUCGGCACCCUCGUGGGUGAAGCCCAGCGGGAAGGGGGCGGCGCCCUCCCUGGCCUCGCAGGCCGCCGCCCAGGUGGCCAUCCAGGCCCUAAUCCGGAGCGACUGGAAUCCGGGCCGUGGGGUGAGGGCGACCGGCGCGCGACGGUGAGGUGCUCCCUCUGAGGCCACACCACCCCUUGCCUGGAGUCCACCCCCUUCGGAGGACCCCCAUGUCUAGUACAGAGCCCAUGAGAAGCUGCGAGGACACCUGCUGUCCCUGGGUGGAUCCUGUCUGCCUGGAGGCUCUCCACUGCUCUCCCUGGAGGCUCACAGUGCCUGUGACUGGCCUGGGGGGCUCCUCGGGACCAGCUUCCCCUCCUCUCUCCACAAAUGCUCUGGGGCCUGCCUGGUGUCAGAACACUAUCAGAGGGACAAGGCUACCCCAGGGUGCUCUGGGAGUGGGGGGGCAGGGACUUGUGCACCUGCUGCCUCAGUGCAAGCCAUCACCUGAGGGCAUUUGUGACCCUGAGCCAGAGUUAACGUGGAAGAGAGGACAGGGCAGUGCCCCAGGGUACAGCCCCUGACUGUGAUCCUUGUGCUCUGGG